Molecule: messenger RNA, 6014 nt
Organism: Pyrgilauda ruficollis (rufous-necked snowfinch)
Lineage: Eukaryota; Metazoa; Chordata; Aves; Passeriformes; Passeridae
Gene: COL18A1
Product: collagen type XVIII alpha 1 chain
Exons: 42
Coding region: 80-5212 (1710 amino acids)
Source: RefSeq, a predicted model, not a curated record
UCCUGCCUCUUCCCUGCUUUCCUUCCUCCAGCCUCUCCACUCUGCUCUCGGGAGCAACGGAGCUUGUUUUCCCCUUCUGAUGGCCCCACCUCGCUUGGGGUUUGUGCUCCUCCUGGCUUGCUGCUUCUCCUGCUCCGAAACACAGCUCCUGGACUGGGUUUGGGACAGCAUGAAGAUCACAGGAAGCCCAGCAGUACCCGGUGAGGGAAUCCCGGCGUCGCCGCCAACCUCAGCAGCGGCUCCGGCUCCCAGCCCAUCCCCAGGGAUGUGGGGUGGUGAGGUGGCAGGAAAUGUCACCACCCCACGGCAGCAGGAGCCAGAUCCUGCUACAGCAACACCUGUGGGUGAGGGAGCCGCAGCCAAAACCACAGAGCAGUGGGACAGGAAUGCCACAGGGCUGGUGGAGAGCACGGCGUGGCCAAGCAUUGCUCCUCUCCACAGCAUGUCACCUGCCCCAGGACAGCAGGUGGCCAGCAGCCCCACCAAUGACCCCCAGCUCCUGGGGACAGGGACCCACAAGGACCCCCAGCUGCCAGCGUCAGGGACCACUGAGGACCUGCAGCUCCGGGGCUCAGGGAACAGUGAGGACCCUCAGCUCCUGGGGUCAGAGACCUCUAAGGACCCCCAGCUCUUGUGGUCAGGGAUGACCGAGGACCUGCAGCUCCGUGAGACAGGGACCACUGAGCACCUGCUACUCCUGAGGAUGAGUACCAUCGAAGACGCCCAGUUCCUGGGGUCAGUGAUCCCCAAGGAUCCACAAGUCUUGGGGACAGGGACUACUGAGGACCUGAAGCUGCUGGGAUCAGGGACCACUGAGAACCCACAGCUUCUGAGGAUGGGAACCACUGAGGACCUGCAGCUGCUGGGGUUGGGCACCACUGAGGACCCACAGCUCCUAGGGAUGAUGAGUACCACAGACCUGCAUCUCCUGGUGACAGGGAGCACCAAGGACCCACAGCUCCUGGGGACAGGCAUCACUGAGGACUCACAGCCCUUGGGUACGGGGACCACUGAGGACCCACAGCUCUUGGGGACAAGGACCACCAAGGUCCCACAGCUCCCAGACAUGAGGACCACUGAGAAUCUGCAGUUCCUGGUGAUGAGGAACACUGAACUCCUGAGGACAGUGACCACCGAGAGCCCAGAGCUCCUGGAGAACACGGAGAACCCACAGUUUCUGAGGACGGUGACCACCGAGAACCCAAAGUUCCUGGGGACGGGAACUCCUACAGCAAUGGAGACACGGGUGUCCUUGCAGAGACCAGCGGGUCUCCAGCCAGAGAGCCUGAGUGCUGAGAUCAGUCUGCUGGAGCUGAUUGGGGACCCACCAACGGAGGAGAUCCACAGAAUUUAUGGCCCCGACAACAACCCUGGCUACGUCUUUGGUCCCAACGCCAACACGGGCCAGGUGGCCCGGUACCACCUGCCAAGCCCCUUCUACCGGGACUUCUCGCUGCUCUUCCACAUCCAGCCCACCACGCCCCGGGCCGGCGUGCUCUUUGCUGUCACGGACUCCUCGCAAAGCAUCAUCUACGUGGGCGUCAAGCUCUCAGAGCUGCGUGCGGGCCAGCAGCAGAUCAUCUUCUACUACACGGAGCCGGGCUCGCCCAGCUCCUACCCAGCUGCCACCUUCACCGUGCCCACUCUGCUCAACCAGUGGACGCGCUUCGCCAUCAGCGUGGAGGAGGAGGAAGUUGUCCUCUACCUGGACUGUGAGGAGCACGAGCGUGUCCGCUUCGAGCGCUCCCCGGAUGAGAUGGAGUUGGAAGAGGGCUCCGGGCUCUUUGUUGCUCAGGCUGGAGGGGCUGACCCGGAUAAAUACCAGGGGGUGAUUGCAGAUUUGAAGCUCCGAGGGGACCCUCGGGCAGCCGAGCGCCAGUGCGAGGAAGAGGAGGAUGACGCAGAGGUCUCUGGGGAUUUUGGCAGUGGGAUGGAAGGUGGACAGCAGCCCUCAGGCAAGGUUGAGGGUGUCCCAGGGCUGCUGGAUGCUGUCCCCGUGACCUCCCCCCCUGUGGUGGGGGGCAGUGGCCCGAGGAGUGGCGGGGGAUCCCCGCAGCAAGCCGAGAGGACCAGAGCGGAGGAGACGCUGCGGGUCUCCAUGGGAGGCGCCGGUCGGAAAGGCGAAAAGGGGGAGAAGGGGGAACGUGGCUUGAAAGGGGACUCAGGGACCAGUGGCAUUGUAGGGCCAGGCAGUGUCAAGGGUCAAAAGGGGGAGAAAGGAGACCUGGGUGUCAAGGGCAGUGCUGGAUUUGGCUAUCCUGGCUCUAAGGGCCAAAAAGGAGAACCAGGUGACCCUGGACUGCCCGGGACCCUCUCUCGGCAUGCUGAUGGCUCGUUGGUGGAGCAGGUCACUGGCCCUCCAGGGACACCAGGGAAGGACGGAGCCCCUGGCAGGGAUGGCGAGCCUGGAGAUCCUGGAGAGGACGGCAAGCCCGGUGAAAUGGGGCCCCCAGGGUUCCCUGGGAUGCCGGGGGAGCCGGGCCUGAAGGGGGAGAAGGGUGACCCAGGUGUGGGGCCGAGGGGACCCCCUGGACCACCUGGCCCUCCGGGACCACCGGGACCCUCCUCCAAGAACGACAAGCUGACCUUCAUCGACAUGGAGGGCUCUGGCUUCGCUGGUGACCUGGAGAGCCUGCGGGGUCCACAAGGGCCACCUGGUCCCCCAGGGCCACCUGGCGUGCCCGGUUUGCCAGGGGAGCCAGGACGGUUUGGGAUGAACCGCACAGACCUGCCGGGACCACCUGGGCUCCCGGGCAGGGACGGGAUCCCCGGGCCAAUGGGUCCUCAGGGUCCUCCAGGAAGAGAUGGGGAGGCUGGGCAGCCGGGGCCCAAAGGAGAGCAGGGCGAUAUGGGUGACCUUGGCCUCCCUGGCCUACCAGGACCCAAGGGCAACAAAGGAGAAAUGGGACCAGCAGGACCCCCAGGAGAAAUGGGCUUAGCUGGCCUUCCCGGGCCCAUCGGACCCCGAGGGCAGCCAGGGCCCCCCGGCCCCCCGGGACCACCGGGGCUGGGCUACGAGGCUGGAUUUGAUGACAUGGAGGGCUCGGGGCUGUCAUUUACCCCUGGACCACCAGGGCCUGAAGGACCACAGGGUGUGCCGGGACUGCCGGGGGUGAAGGGAGAGGUCGGCAGCCCCGGAGAGCCUGGCUUGCCGGGACCAAAGGGAGAUGCUGGCAUUCCUGGCAUGGAUGGCCGCCCUGGCCUGGAGGGCUUCCCUGGACCACAGGGACCCAAAGGUGACAAAGGCAGCACCGGUGAGAAGGGAGAGCGAGGCCAAGAUGGAGUGGGGCUACCUGGCCCCCCUGGCCCACCUGGUCCCCCUGGACAGGUUAUCAGUGUCUCCAGUGAAGAUAAGUCCUUGAUGGCUUUUCCUGGUCCAGAGGGCAGACCAGGCCGCGCUGGCUUCCCGGGUUCAGUGGGACCAAAAGGAGACCAGGGGUCAACUGGUCCCCAGGGUGCCCCAGGGUUGAAGGGGGAGAAGGGGGAGCCCGGCGUCAUCAUCAGCCCCGAUGGGACUGUGGUCACUGCCAAGGUGAAAGGAGAAAAGGGGGAGCCAGGGCUGCAGGGCCCCAUGGGACCAUCGGGUCCUCCAGGACGAGCAGGGAUGAAGGGAGAGAUCGGCUUUCCAGGCAGACCCGGACGUCCUGGCAUGAACGGGCUGAAGGGCGAGAAGGGUGAUCCUGCAGACGCGCUGGGCUUGCGGGGUCCCCCAGGCCCCCCAGGACCCCCUGGGCCCCCUGGGCCACCUGGCAGCAUAGUCUACAACAAUGGUAAUACCUUCAGUGACUCCAGCCACCCGGGGUUCCCUGGUUUCCACCAGUUCUCAGGACAAAAGGGAGAGAAAGGUGACACUGGACCCCCAGGACCCCCAGGCCAGUUCCCCUAUGAUGUGAGUCACUUUGGUACCAGCCUGCGGGGUGACAAGGGGGAUGCAGGUCCCAAGGGUGAGAAGGGCGAGCCAGGCAGCACCCCACUCUACAGUCCCGGAGUCUCUGGACUUCCAGGGCCUCCAGGGCCCCAGGGAUACCCCGGGCUGCCAGGUCCCAAGGGGGACAGUAUUGUUGGGCCACCGGGGCCUCCAGGACCUCAGGGUCCCCCUGGUAUCGGAUACGAGGGGCGGCAGGGCCCCCCUGGCCCUCCUGGUCCGCCUGGGCCACCCUCCUUCCCAGGUCCCCACAGACAAGCUGUCAGCAUCCCUGGACCCCCAGGACCACCAGGACCCCCUGGACCACCAGGCACCAAUGGGAUGUCCUUGGGGCUCCAGGCCAUGCCCACGUACCAGGCGAUGCUGAGUGCUGCACACGAGCUGCCCGAGGGCAGCCUCGUCUUCCUGACGGACCGGCAGGAACUCUACGUCCGCCUGCGUGGGGGCCUCCGCAGGGUGCUGCUGGAGGAGCACAACCUGAUCCCCAGUUCGGCUCUGGACAACGAGGUGUAUGACAAGCCACCCACUCUCCACUACGCUGGCCCCCAGCCCCGCGGGCCCCUGCACCCACUCCGCAACCACGUCCCCUCAGCCACUGCCCGUCCCUGGCGUGGGGAUGAGGUGGUGGCCAACCAGCACCGCCUGCCCGAGCAGCCCCUGCUCCACCACCAGCACGAGCUCAUCAAUGGGUACUACAUCCACCGCCGGCCAGAUCCUGCCCCUGUGGCCGCCCAUGUGCACCAGGACUUCCAGCCUGCUCUGCACCUGGUGGCCCUGAACACCCCGCUGAGCGGUGGCAUGCGCGGCAUCCGGGGCGCCGAUUUCCAGUGCUUCCAGCAAGCCCGUCAGGUUGGGCUGGCUGGCACCUUCCGCGCCUUCCUGUCCUCGCGCCUGCAGGAUCUCUACAGCAUCGUGCGCAGGGCUGACCGUGCCACCGUCCCCAUUGUCAACCUCCGGGAUGAAGUGCUCUUCAAUAACUGGGAAGCCCUUUUCACGGGCAGCGGGGCCCCGCUGAGAACCGGCGCCCGCAUCCUCUCCUUUGAUGGCCGGGAUGUCCUGCGGGAUGCGGGAUGGCCACAGAAGAGUGUCUGGCAUGGCUCGGAUGCCAAGGGUCGGCGCCUGCCCGAGAGCUACUGUGAGACAUGGCGGACAGAGGAGCGUGCAGUCACCGGCCAGGCUUCCUCCUUGGCCUCUGGAAAACUGCUGGAGCAGGCAGCCAGCAGCUGCCAGCACGCCUUUGUCGUCCUCUGCAUUGAGAACAGCUUCAUGACUGCCACCAAAAAGUGAUACCUGCCCUGGCACCCCCGAGUACCCCCAUGUCCCUGGGGAGGGUUGGGCAAGCCUGCACCCCACCGCCCCUGGGCCCCUCAGCCCCCUCCACACGCCCAUUCUCGCCCCGCAGGGUUUCUUUCUCCUGCAGACCUGAAGCCAAAGAGUAUUGCCAUGGCCCCUGCCCUGGGUUGGCAGGGGCUCAGGUCCCACCCGGGGCAGGGCAGCCAUGGGCUGGUGGCCUUCCUCUUCCUCCUCUUCUAACUCCUAAUAUUUAACCACUUCAGCUUGUUCCCCUCCCUGCUCGGAUGCUCUUCUUGGGAUGACUGGGUGGGAGGAUGCUCGGCAGGGAGAUUUCAGUGCUGCCAUGAGGGCUGUUGCCCGCAAAAGCCUGUGGGGCCUCUCUCACCAGCCCCCUGGCCCUGCCCUGUCCUCACCAGGAGCUUGGGGUUGGACCCAAAUCCCUGCUGCUGAGGCCACAGGGUCUUCUCCAGCCAAGACACCAGCAUCCCACCCAAGGGACUCUCCUGUGGUGAUGCUGGGGCUCUCCCAGAUGGUCUCCGUCCUGCCCAGGUAAGGACCAUCCCAUCACCAUUCUCACCUCCACCUCCCAGCCAGCAGAGCUCUGGUGGGAGUCUGGUCUCCCCCAUCCCAUCCAUGCACCCUGGGGACCCCCGGCUGUGGCCCCACAGCCCAGGUACAGCUACAGCCAGCCCAGCACAGGUACUGGGGUGACAGGGUGGCCCCAAGACGUGGCCAGCUGUGCCCUGGCACGUGUUUCUCUGUGUGCGUGUGUGUUGAGCAUGUGUGGUACUGAGGG